Messenger RNA from Fimicolochytrium jonesii, 1007 nucleotides. RefSeq lists its product as uncharacterized. The record is from RefSeq and is a predicted model, not a curated record. The transcript has a single exon. Lineage: Eukaryota; Fungi; Chytridiomycota; Chytridiomycetes; Spizellomycetales; Powellomycetaceae. The coding region runs from base 114 to 842 and encodes 242 amino acids.
GCACCAUGUCCACCAUCACCCGUUAUUGACCAGAUUUGGCGAAUCAUUGGAUACAUGAACCAUAACCAUCAGAAAUACGCGGUCCUCGCACCUACGAAUACACCUGGUUUAUUAUGCGCGACGGCAAUGAUCUACGCAUCUCGGAUCCUAUCCGAUUUGAUGCAACCGGGGCGCAGUGUAGUGUCAUCCGAGCAGUUGCUUAUAUACUGUCCCUCGCGAUGGUUGAUGGGUUUGCGCCGGGUCGAUGCGAACACCGAUCUCUGGAUCUACCGAAUGUUGCGUUGGGCGACUCCAAUCCUUCGGAGCUCUCGGAGUACCCCUCAACAUCAACGUCAGGACUGGGGACCGUCAGCGGAAAAGCCACCCAAGGAAGCGGCAUCGAAACCACAGAUAACACUUCUGCCUCCGCACACGCACGCCCAUCCGACCCAGCCAUUGCCCGCUUCGAACUGGUAACUUGUAACUGGUUCGGAACCAGUUUGGAUUUCAACCGCGCUAUCACAUGGGGCCCGCGGCUCGGCCGCACCGCCAUCCGCGCCACCUGGCUCUCCCACCCGGGCUGCAUCAAGACCAUCGACACCAAAAACCAAGAACACGUCCUCUCCAUCAACCACGAAGCCUCCAUCUCCGACGCCCUCCUCCCUAUCCAAGGCCACGCGGAGGGCUUUGCGGUAUGUUGUUGCUCACCGCGGGGCAUACUAGCGUUUGCGGCGAAGAGAGAGCUCAGUGACGUCUUAAGUGAGCGGUCCCCGAGGUGCUUGCGGGACACGAGGCCGAAUACGGGAGUGUCCGGCAAUCACCUCAGGCCGGCGCUGACCGGGAACAGUGAACCCUUGGGAUAGUGAAGUGUAGUUGAGCAUACCGUGUUCGUUUGUGCAGCAGUUCUAUCUUUACACCCUCUUUGUAAACCCUACACGAGAAUCCAUAACUGAGUGUAUGCAUGUCAAGUGUGCUAUUAAGUACAGUACCGUACUGUACGUUCGGGAACGUCGAUCGGGCGUCCGCUG